This is a messenger RNA of Trematosphaeria pertusa, 1869 nucleotides long. RefSeq names its product putative 6-hydroxy-D-nicotine oxidase. Bases 246 to 1811 code for a protein of 521 amino acids. Gene Ontology annotation, molecular function: FAD binding. The record is from RefSeq and is a predicted model, not a curated record. Lineage: Eukaryota; Fungi; Ascomycota; Dothideomycetes; Pleosporales; Trematosphaeriaceae. The transcript is spliced from 8 exons.
CGUCACUUGAGGUUAAAUGCAACCGAACAUCUUCUACGUCAACUACUCUUCCUAGCGGAAGCCUUCUUACUCCUUUCUGUUCUUUCUGCCAAACCCUGCGUGUGGCUUCGGGAUUGGCGUUAGGCCUAUACAGCUGACACGAACGCUACUGCACACAAUCGUCGCGUGAGAUCCAGCAGUCCAGAAUAUAAAAGGUUUUGUUCGUUAGAUCAGGUUUUGGACUCAUCGGGCGACUCCGAAGGGCCAUGGCCACGCCUCAGACAAAGGACAAGGCAAUGACGCCUCCUACGAGUAUCGACGAAUUUGUGGCCUCCUUGGAUCUCCCACAAGAGAAAGCUGAAGAAGUUACGACUGUUUUAAACUUGGAAGGUCUUCCAUCCUUGCUGAACGGGACGAAAGUCGAAAGGGACGUUCCGAGGCUGGCCGACAUCUCGUGCGAGAUAGCGCAGAUCGUACUUGGGCCGAACACAUUGAGGGAAAAGCGCGAAGUGAAGGAUUUGGUGGAAGAGAGUUGGUCCCAGACAUGCUGGGAAAUUCCAGCGUGCGUUGUUCGGCCUCAGACUGCGAAACAAGUAUCCCAAAUCUUGCGCAUUGUAUCAUUCUUCAAAUCCCGAUUUGCGGUUCGCAGCGGAGGACACUCUCCUAAUCCGGGAGCAGCAAGCAUCUCCAAUGGUGUCUUGAUCGACCUGCAUCAGAUGAACAAGAUCAGCAUAGAUUCCGGACACAACGUAGCAAGCGUUGGACCCGGAGCCCGGUGGGGACAUGUUUAUGCAUUCCUCGAUCAGUAUGGUGUCACCGUUAUUGGGGGAAGAAUUCCUCAGGUCGGUGUGGGAGGACUCAUCCUGGGAGGUGGCUUGUCGUAUUUUAGCGGAGAGUACGGCCUCGCUGCAGACAAUGUUAGCAGUAUGGAGGUCGUGUUGGCAGAUGGCACAAUUGUGACCGCGGAUCAUGAGCAUCGCAGCGAUUUGUUCUGGGCUUUGAAGGGUGGAGGUCCGAACUUUGGUAUCGUAACUCGAUAUAAUCUCCGCACGAUACCGGUAAAGAAUAUCUGGUACGAGUCGAUGGUGUUCUCUAUCGACAAGGCUACCGCGCUUCUUGACGCAUUUGCCACUUGGCAAUCAUCCUCGGAUACGAAAGCGUCUGUUGCCCUGGUCAUCUCCUUGAACGCGAUCAUAGUUGGCCUCGUGUAUCUUCGGUCGACGGAGAGACCUUCAGUUUUCCAACCCUUCUACGAGAUUCCACCGCUUUUCCCGGCGGUGCCCCCUACGAAUGGAACCGUGCUGGCGUUGAGUCAGAUAACGGGAGCCUCAUCAGUUUCUACGUCGCCAAGACAUGACUACCGUGCUGCCAGCAGCAAGGUCGACGUCGACCUUUACAAACAAGUCUACCAGCAUUGGAUCAACAAGGCGACUGCGGUCCAUGAGUCGACUGGUGCAAAUCUUACGUUUGUUCUUCAACAUAUCCCCCCCAAUCUGGUCAGGAAGGGCAACUCGAAUGGUGGCAAUCCACUCGGUCUUGCGCCAAUUUCACAGCAAUGGUGGACUACAAUUGCGGAUUGGGAUAAUCCCGAAGAUGAUGCAGUCGUUCGCGACGUGGCGAUCUCGACCUCUCAAAAAUGGGAAGAAAUAGGGAAAGCUCAUGGAUCCUACCUCCCCUUCAAAUACAUGAACGACGCAUCACGCGAUGAAGAUCCACUGGGAAGUUAUCCAGUUGCCAACCGCAAUCGCUUGAGAGCAGUUGCAGCCAAGUAUGAUCCCUUCCGCGUAUUUCAGACUCUUCAGAAUGGUGGUUUCCUAUUAUCUAAGUCUUGAUGCGAUUCAGAACCGGUCGAACUAUCAAGUAGUCUUGGAAUGAAAAUGCUUACCUGGG